Herpailurus yagouaroundi (jaguarundi) is the source of this 1007-nucleotide messenger RNA. RefSeq names its product amelogenin-like. The transcript has 4 exons. Gene Ontology annotation, biological process: multicellular organism development; enamel mineralization. The record is from RefSeq and is a predicted model, not a curated record. The coding region runs from base 246 to 884 and encodes 212 amino acids. Lineage: Eukaryota; Metazoa; Chordata; Mammalia; Carnivora; Felidae. Gene Ontology annotation, molecular function: structural constituent of tooth enamel.
UGAAGCAAUGGGGAUUACUUAGGAUGUUUAGGUUUUGUUUUAUAUCCCAUUCAUCUAAUUUGUGGAGUAAUUAUAAUGCAGCAUCUAACUAAGAAAGAUAUUGAACUAGGGAUGACAUAACUCUACCUUCUUUAUUUGCAAUAAACUAAUAUGAAUUACAUGUACUUUAUGAAGCACUAAUCAUGUGCAUGUUUGAGAUGAGUUAAGAAAAGCAGAUGUUGACUUAUAUUUCAGGGCCAUAAGAAAUGGGGACCUGGAUUUUGUUUGCCUGCUUCCUGGGAGCAGCCUUUGCUAUGCCUCUACCACCUCAUCCUGGGCACCCUAGUUAUAUCAACUUCAGCUAUGAGGUGCUUACCCCUCUGAAGUGGUAUCAGAACAUAAGGCAUCUGUACCCUUCCUAUGGUUAUGAACCCAUGGGUGGAUGGCUGCACCACCAAAUCAUUCCCGUGCUGUCCCAGCAGAAUUCCCCAAAUCAAGCCCUUCAGCCUCAUCACCACAUUCCCAUGGUGCCAGCUCAGCAGCCUGUGGUUCCCCAGCAACCAGUGAUGCCAGUUCCUGGCCAACACUCCAUGACUCCAACCCAACACCACCAGGCAACCCUCCCUCUGCCUGCCCAGCAGCCCUUCCAGCCCCAGCCCAUCCAGCCACAGCCUCACCAGCCCAUCCAGCCCCAGUCACCCAUGCACCCCAUCCAGCCCUUGCUGCCACAGCCACCUCUGCCUCCGAUGUUCCCCAUACAGCCCCUGCCCCCCAUGCUUCCUGAUCUACCUCUGGAAGCUUGGCCAGCAACAGACAAGACCAAGCAGGAAGAAGUGGUGAGUAUCCCUUGUAGCCACCACAACAUCCGAGAAAACGGUUUUGUCUACAUGACAUAUUUAUGUUAGGUUCAAAUCUGCAAUUAUUUUGAAUUUCAGCGACAUAUAGAUUACUGAAAUGCAUUCAUUUCUUGGCCAACAGAAUGAGGGUAUCAGUCCUCCUUAUCUUUCAUUUCUUUCAGUAGCAAGAGC